Beauveria bassiana ARSEF 2860 is the source of this 366-nucleotide messenger RNA. RefSeq lists its product as uncharacterized. Bases 1 to 366 code for a protein of 121 amino acids. Lineage: Eukaryota; Fungi; Ascomycota; Sordariomycetes; Hypocreales; Cordycipitaceae. The record is from RefSeq and is a predicted model, not a curated record. The transcript has 2 exons.
AUGUCUGGGCCCGUCUGCGACAUUGCGCCCGGCCUGUCCACGCCUCAGGUCGACGCCUCCUUCCCCAAAAAUAGCCAGCAGACAUAUCAAUCAUACAUGCAAAACGUCGACGACUCUUCUGAUUCGCAACAACAUGCCAUGACUCAGCGCAGCCACUCCAUUCGGCCGGCUUCAUCUGUUGUUGAGCACAGCGAACCGGGCGCCACUGCCAUGAGCACCAACGUCCAGAGCAGCACCGUCGAGUUGGCUUUAUUUAACCACGGCUUGGUCACACCAGGCCAGAGCCCUGACUCCAUCGAUGUGAGCAACUACACACCUCCAGCUCCGUGGGACACAACUUUAUUGAUUGACGACUACAAACUCUAA